CGGGGGCGGGGCGCAGCCGCAGCAGCCCCCGGGGACCGCCCUACACUGUGCGGUGCACCUCGGUGCGGCAACCUGCAGAGCCCCGCUAGCUAAAAUGUAAUUUCAGAUUGGACAACUGGGUCUUGCAGCCUUCUGACCGCCUCCUGGUCUUCUGGGAGUCUCCUGUUAAUGAGGCCCUCUGCCUGGCUCUUGAUCUGAUGAUCACUGGCCUGGCUCUUGGAGGGAUCAGCUGAGGAGGACCUGCAUGUGGGCGGCCCAGAGGACUGUUGAUUAAGGAUGAUGGGGGAACAGACCAGAGAGGGUGGAGGGACCACAAUGCCUGGCAGAGAUCAGGAACCAGGGAGCUACUACGUGGGUGUGGACGUUGGGACAGGCAGUGUGCGUGCGGCUCUGGUGGACCAGAGGGGCAUCCUUUUGGCUUUCGCAGACCAGCCGAUCAACCAGUGGGAGCCUCAGUUCAACCACCACGAGCAGUCCUCCGAGGACAUCUGGGCCGCAUGCUGUGUUGUCACAAAGCAAGUUGUACAAGGGAUUGAUGUAAACCAAAUCCGAGGGCUUGGGUUUGAUGCCACGUGUUCUCUGGUGGUUUUGGAUAAGCAGUUUCGUCCUUUACCAGUAAACCAUGAAGGGGAUCCCCGCCGAAAUAUCAUCAUGUGGCUGGACCACCGGGCGGUCAGUCAGGUCCACAGGAUCAACGAAACCAAGCACAGUGUCCUGCGGUGUGUUGGCGGUGUGAUGUCCGUGGAGAUGCAGGCCCCGAAGCUUCUGUGGCUCAAGGAGAACUUGAGAGAGACUUGCUGGGAUAAGGCGGGACAUUUCUUUGAUCUCCCAGACUUCUUAUCGUGGAAGGCAACAGGUGUCUCAGCACGAAAAGAAGAUGUGUUAGAGAUUCAGCAUGUGUUUGUGUCUGGGGACGUAGGUGACGGGAG
This is a messenger RNA of Leptonychotes weddellii (Weddell seal), 929 nucleotides long. Lineage: Eukaryota; Metazoa; Chordata; Mammalia; Carnivora; Phocidae. The record is from RefSeq and is a predicted model, not a curated record.